Messenger RNA from Castor canadensis (American beaver), 4175 nucleotides. The record is from RefSeq and is a predicted model, not a curated record. NCBI's taxonomy places the organism in Eukaryota, Metazoa, Chordata, Mammalia, Rodentia, Castoridae.
GCCGAGUGAAUUAGCGUCUCAGGAUCUUCGUCAUGACUCUUAAAUCUGGGCCUGUCAGUUCGGCCCAGCAUGUCUUGUUUCUAGGCACGGCAUGGGGUUUACAGAGUUUAACCAAUCAUGUAACGUCGAGAUCAGGUUGCCAGGCAGAUUAUGCUAAUAAGACCCCGCCUUUUAUGCUGCUCCCACUCUGCGGCGGGAAGAACCACCUGGAGGCGGCGGGGGGGGUUUGAUUUCCAUCACCCCUAGGGAGAGAGGAUCGGGGACCCGCUGAUCUUCCAGCUCCCCUCACCCAACGUCGUGCACACUGCAGAAAGACUAUUCUGUCCUUCAGGAGCACACACACACUGGACAGAUGACUGUCCUCCAUCCUGUGCUGCUGCUGUAGGAGGCACAGACGUGGAGCUGUCCAGCAGGGAGAAGAUGGAUUCUAAGGAUGAAAGCUCACACGUGUGGCCGACAUCCACGGAGCACGAACAGAGUGCUACACAGGUGCACUUUGUGCCGGACCCCGGAACUGUGGCUCAGAUUGUCUACACCGAUGACCAGGUCCGUCCACCCCAGCAGGUGGUGUACACAGCAGAUGGCGCCUCCUACACAUCAGUGGAUGGGCCAGAGCACACACUGGUGUACAUCCACCCUGUGGAAGCUGCACAGACUCUGUUCACAGACCCAGGCCAGGUAGCCUAUGUCCAACAGGAUGCUACAGCUCAGCAGGUGCUGCCCUCCAUUGAGAGUGUGGAUGGUUCUGACCCCUUGGCAACUCUGCAGAACCCAAUUGCCAGACUGGAGGCAAAAGAGGAAGAGGAUGAGGAAGAGGAUGAGGAUACUGAAGAAGAGGAAGAGGAAGAUGGUGAAGAUACAGAUCUGGAUGACUGGGAGCCAGACCCACCCCGGCCCUUUGACCCUCACGAUUUGUGGUGUGAAGAGUGUAAUAACGCACAUUCUUCAGUGUGCCCAAAGCAUGGCCCCUUGCAUCCCAUCCCCAACCGGCCUGUGCUCACUCGGGCGAGAGCAAGUCUCCCCCUGGUCCUCUACAUAGACAGGUUCCUUGGAGGAGUGUUCUCCAAAAGGCGCAUUCCCAAACGCACUCAGUUUGGCCCUGUGGAGGGACCCCUGGUCAGGGGGUCUGAGCUGAAAGACUGUUACAUUCAUCUCAAGGUUUCUCUUGAUAAAGGGGACAGAAAAGACAGGGAUUUGCAUGAAGACCUGUGGUUUGAAUUGUCUGAUGAGUCCCUUUGUAAUUGGAUGAUGUUUGUGCGUCCAGCCCAGAACCACCUGGAACAGAACCUAGUGGCUUACCAAUAUGGCCACCAUGUGUAUUAUACAACCAUAAAGAACGUGGAGCCCAAGCAGGAACUAAAGGUGUGGUAUGCUGCGUCCUAUGCUGAGUUCGUGAACCAGAAAAUUCAUGACAUUUCUGAGGAAGAAAGGAAAGUUCUUCGAGAGCAAGAGAAGAAUUGGCCUUGCUAUGAAUGUAACCGCCGGUUCAUAAGCUCAGAGCAGUUGCAACAGCACCUCAAUUCUCAUGAUGAGAAACUGGAUGUGUUUAGCAGAACAAGAGGCAGAGGAAGGGGACGAGGCAAGAGGCGAUUUGGCCCAGGUCGACGGCCAGGGCGUCCUCCAAAAUUUAUCCGUUUGGAAAUAACCAGCGAAAAUGGGGAAAAGAGUGAUGAUGGGACACAGGACUUGCUGCAUUUUCUCACAAAGGAGCAGUUUGAUGAGGCCGAAACAGCUACCCUGAACGGGCUGCAUCAGCCAGAACAGACCUCUAUGCCAAUCCCUCAGCUGCCACAGGAAACCCCAGUUUCUCUGGAGCACGAACCAGAAGCUCACACCCUACACCUGCAGCCGCAGCACGAAGAGAGUGUGGUGCCCGCCCAGAGCACUCUGACAGCUGAUGACAUGCGCAGAGCCAAACGCAUCAGAAAUGCAGCUCUUCAGCAUCUGUUUAUUCGGAAGUCCUUCCGGCCCUUUAAAUGUUUGCAGUGUGGGAAGGCUUUCCGUGAGAAGGACAAACUGGACCAACACUUGCGCUUCCAUGGGCGGGAGGGGAACUGCCCUCUGACCUGUGACCUCUGUAACAAGGGCUUCAUCAGCAGCGCCUCCCUGGAGAGUCACAUGAAGCUCCACUCGGACCAGAAGACUUACUCUUGCAUUUUUUGCCCCGAAUCCUUUGACCGCCUUGAUUUGUUGAAAGAUCAUGUGGCCAUUCAUAUCAAUGAUGGCUACUUCACCUGCCCAACUUGUAAGAAACGAUUCCCAGAUUUUAUCCAGGUGAAGAAGCACGUGCGUAGUUUCCACUCAGAAAAGAUCUACCAGUGCACAGAGUGUGACAAGGCCUUCUGUCGCCCUGACAAGCUGCGACUCCACAUGCUUCGGCAUUCAGACCGCAAAGACUUCCUGUGUUCUACCUGUGGGAAGCAGUUUAAGCGAAAAGACAAACUACGGGAACACAUGCAAAGGAUGCAUAAUCCUGAGAGGGAGGCCAAGAAGGCUGACCGAAUCAGCCGCUCCAAGACCUUCAAACCUCGCAUCACGUCCACAGACUACGACAGCUUCACGUUCAAGUGCCGCCUGUGCAUGAUGGGCUUCCGGCGCCGAGGCAUGCUGGUAAAUCACUUAUCAAAGAGGCAUCCAGACAUGAAGAUAGAAGAGGUGCCGGAGUUAACCCUACCCAUCAUAAAACCCAACCGUGAUUACUUCUGUCAGUAUUGUGAUAAGGUUUAUAAAAGUGCCAGCAAGCGUAAAGCCCAUAUUCUGAAGAACCACCCAGGAGCUGAGCUCCCACCGAGUAUUCGGAAACUUCGUCCUGCUGGCCCUGGAGAGCCAGACCCCAUGCUAAGCACCCACACCCAGUUGACUGGCACCAUCGCCACCCCUCCUGUCUGCUGCCCGCACUGCUCCAAGCAGUACAGCAGCAAGACCAAGAUGGUCCAACACAUUCGAAAGAAGCAUCCUGAAUAUGCACAGCUCCCCAACACCAUCCACACGCCCCUGACAACAGCUGUGAUCAGUGCCACCUCAGCUGUCUUAACGACGGAUAGUGCUACUGGAGAGACUGUGGUGACAACAGACCUGCUAACUCAAGCAAUGACAGAACUGUCCCAGACCUUAACAACAGAUUAUCGGACGCCACAGGGGGACUACCAGAGGAUUCAGUAUAUACCUGUGUCUCAGUCUGCAUCUGGUCUCCAACAGCCUCAGCAUAUACAGCUUCAAGUGGUGCAAGUGGCCCCGGCCACUUCCCCGCACCAGUCUCAGCAGUCUACUGUGGACGUUGGCCAGCUGCAUGACCCUCAGACCUACACACAGCAUGCCAUCCAAGUGCAGCACAUUCAGGUCACGGAGCCCACCACCACAGCCCCGUCAUCAUCCCAGGUAGCUGGGCAGCCACUGAGCCCCUCUGCCCAGUCUGCACAGCAGGGCCUCAGCCCCUCCCACAUCCAAGGUGGUUCUUCCACCCAAGGGCAGGCUCUGCAGCAGCCACAGCAGCCACAGCCACCGCAGCAGCAGAACACUUCUGUGCAACACACAUACCUCCCCAAUGCCUGGAAUUCUUUCCGGGGCUAUUCAUCUGAGAUACAAAUGAUGACACUUCCCCCAGGUCAGUUUGUGAUCACAGACAGUGGUGUGGCAACGCCUGUCACUUCUGGCCAAGUGAAGGCAGUUACUCCGGGUCAUUACGUGUUAUCAGAAAGUCAGACAGAAUUGGAGGAAAAGCAAACUGCUGGCCUUUCUGGUGCAGUCCAGGUUCAGCCAUCCACACACAGUGACUCCCUGGAUGCCCAGGCCACCAGCCAACAGCAGACCACACAAUACAUCAUCACAACCACCACCAACGGGAAUGGAAGCAGUGAAGUGCAUAUCACUAAGCCGUAGGGUGUCCUCCGGGAGCUACUCCAGCACUCACAUCACGUCUUUUCUCAUUCAUACAUCCGAAGCUUCUGACACCCAGACUUCUUUUUUAAGAUUUAUUAUUCACUCAAGAGUUUGGAAACUACAGUUUGACACACACAUAUGCCGGGGUGAUUUUGCCAAGGUCGCCUUUACCAAAUUGACUCUUCAAACCCUUGGGGUUCUGCUACAGAAUGGAGGUCUUUCAGGGAAAGUACAUUUCAAGAUGGAGAAACUUUGACUUGCUCUUGAGGUUUUUUUUUUGUUUUUUUUUUUUAAAC